AUGGACAGAGAGAGACUGGGGAUGAUGCAGGGUAUCUGUGAUAGAAGUGAAUCUGUGAAGAGCAGAAGCUCCAGAGCAGAUGCAGCGUGUUUGGUGCUGCUGUGUGUUCUCCUGCUGACUGCAGUUAUAUUCAGUGCAGAUGGUUCUGGGAUCCUCGAGAACUCAAUGGAUAUAGAGGAGAGAACUGUGCAUGGCUCUGAGGGACAGAGGGGAAAAUGGUACAAGAGCUGUGACUUCGGUGAUACCCUUUCAAAAGAUGGAUGGGUGUGCUAUCAAUCCAGUCUCUACUAUGUUUCCUCAGAGAAGAAGAACUGGACUGAGAGCAAAAGAGACUGUACAGAGAGAGGAGCAGAUUUGAUAAUCCUAAACAACAAACAAGAACAAGACUUUUUGAAAACAUUUCCUGGUCGUUCUGAAGUCUGGAUUGGUGUGACUGACAGUGUUGAAGAGGGCAGAUGGAAAUGGGUUGAUGGCAGCACACUGAGCCCUGGGUUCUGGACAUCUGGAGAACCUAGUGAUAGCUCUGGUAAUGAGGAUUGUGUUGUAAAUCUGUCAUCAGGGGUUGCUGAUUAUUCAUGUGAUAAAACUUUUAAAUGGAUCUGUAAGAAGAACAUUUUGAAGCAGUAA
This is a messenger RNA of Sinocyclocheilus grahami, 627 nucleotides long. Its product is annotated as CD209 antigen-like protein D. The transcript has 8 exons. NCBI's taxonomy places the organism in Eukaryota, Metazoa, Chordata, Actinopteri, Cypriniformes, Cyprinidae. The record is from RefSeq and is a predicted model, not a curated record. Bases 1 to 627 code for a protein of 208 amino acids.